Messenger RNA from Podarcis lilfordi (Lilford's wall lizard), 7084 nucleotides. The record is from the annotation of a GenBank genome assembly. Lineage: Eukaryota; Metazoa; Chordata; Lepidosauria; Squamata; Lacertidae.
AUGCCGGAGCGGGAGAGUGAGUGUCUCCGGAGGGGGCGGGGGGCGGGCCGUGUUUCUCCGUGGGGAGGGGGGGAUAGAGUUGCCCGCUGAGGCACCGGCCGCGUCUGAGAGAGAGUUUUCGUCUUCUUCUCGGCCGCCGCCUCGCCCCCUCACGCGCCCCCCGGAGCCCCGUCAGGCCCGCUGCGCCCCCGGAAGAGCGCGGCCGUGGAUCCGGCGCUUCGGAACUCCCUGCCGCUUGAGACCAGGCCGGCGCCUUGGCCGUGUCCCCCUUUGGGGCGCCUGCCGGAAACAGCCGCGCGCACCCUUCCCACGUUUCAAUGGGGGGUUGUGAAUCUUCCUCGAUUUUAUCGCCUCACCUUUGUGUUAAACCGCUCUGAGGGUUUUGUGUUGUUUUACAUUUUCUUGAAAUACCGGUACAUAGAUAAAUGAAUUUAGUUGCGCCUGUGGCACAUUGCCUGGGGCUUAAUCUGCGGGGUGGCUGGGAAGGAAGGGGGCGAUCCUAACUUGGGUAGGCAGUGGCAAUCCAGAGCAGCUGUGGGGGAAACGCUGCAGCCCUCCAGGCACUGAUGCAGUACAACUCCCAUUUUUCUCUUGCCGUUAGCCACAUUUUCUGGGGCUGAUGGAAAUUGUAGUUCAACAACACUGUGUGUGUGUGUGUGUGUGUGUGUGUGUGUGUAGGUUCCUCACCCCUGCUGUUAGAGCCUCCUGCUCUUUGCUAACUUUGUCUCCAGUUGCUUCCUUGCAGCAGAGAUAGCAGCUGGUCACACAACUCAUUGCAGAGCUGCAAAUGUGCGGUCUCUCUGACACACUGAAGUUACAUCUUCAUUGUUUGUUUGUUUCUUUUUCUCUGGCUGGUUUCAUUUCUGAAUGAAAACCCUGUAAUAAUCUGUGCAAAUGGUGUGUUUACAUGUUUGGCAGCACAGCAUGUGUAUCGCAUUGGCUUGAAAUCACUUCUUUUUCUUCUUUCUAGGUGAGCCGUUCUCUAAUCCUCUGGCCCCAGAUGGCCAUGAGGUGGAUGAUUCUCAUUCCUUUCACCAGUGAGUAGAACUUUUCGUUAUGUUUUGUGUUGGUUCAAGCGUCCUAUUUUUAUGCAAACUUUUUCAGCAGGGGGCUGGUCCACUGUCCCUCAGACCUUGUGGGGGGACUGGACUAUAUUUUGAAAAAAAAUAUGAACAAAUUCCUGUGCCCCACAAAUAAUCCAGAGAUGCAUUUAAAAUAAAAGGACACAUUCUACUCAUGUAGAAACACGCUGAUUCCCAGUCCGUCCGCAGGCUGGAUUGAGAAGGCGAUUGGGCUGGAUCUGGCCCCCAGGCCUUAGUUUGCCUACUCAUGGGUUAGCCAAUAGAUGCCUGCUUUUUUGUUUUUUAUUUGCUUGCAGAGGUUUUUCAGUCCAUACAAGCAUGUUGGCUAUUUGGUAUCAUAAAAUGGAAUUUGGAAAGUUUUUGUCCUUCAGUAAAUCUUGUACCAUGGUGUGUUGAAGGCAGGAUAAAAUAUUGUGGGGGUUUUUUGGCAGUAAAUCACAAUUGUUUUUAUUCUAGAUCUAAACUGACCAAUGAAGACUUCCGAAAACUUCUUAUGACCCCACGAGCAGCUCCAACAUCUGCACCACCUUCCAAAUCUCGCCAUCAUGAGUAAGCAUGUAAUUUCUGUACUACUUAACAAAACUUUGUUGAGGUCUUUCUCCCUGUCCCCCGCCCACCCCUGGUCAGCUGGUACAUACUUAUUCAGUACUUUGGCAUAAGCUUGUGUAUUCUGUAUAAUUUGGGCACAAAAUCGAAAGAAACUAAAUUGAGAAUUAGGUAUCUAAUGAGGCCAAUACAUUGGUCUUAAAACAAUAGUGAUAAUGCUUGGCAAUAAUAUAACACUUCAGAGCAGCAGUAUUGUUUUUAGUACCCUCUGGAUGUUGCUGGAUUAUAACUCUCAUCACCCUAAUCAUUGGCCAUGCUGGUUAGGCCUGAUGGGAGUUGGCUACCAAGAGGGCAUCAAGUUGGCUACUCCUGCUUUUGAGUGUUCAAAGCAUUUCACAUACAAUUAUAUCAGUCCUUACAGCAAUGAGAGAUAAGAUAGUAUUAUCCCAAAUUGUUAAUGAGAUGGGCAGAGACAGAGAGAACGCUACCAUAUAUGACUGGGGCAAAAUUUAUUUUGGGGAUUUUGCAGCUCCUAUGUUUUGCCAGGAUGCUACCUAGCUAUCGAAAUCUAUAUGCAGAUCUUAAAGUAUCCUCAAAACUUUCAUGGUCACCUUUGGCUUCCUUUGAAUGAGCUAGUUGUUUUAUUAAAUGGCAUGAAAUGACCUAUCCCAAGCAUGUUCCUAGCACACGGUCUCAAAGUUGGGCAUUCUGUGAGCACAAUUUUUUCUCCUGUUUAGGAUGCCAAGAGAGUACAAUGAAGAUGAAGAUCCAGCUGCUCGGAGGAGAAAAAAGAAAAGGUAAAUUGAGAGAUUUUGAUCCAAAGCUUUCCUAAGGCCCUGAUGUUUCCUUAAUGUGGAGGGAAAAUCCUAAAUAAAAACCCUGCCAGAAAAAGUCAGGCUCUUGGCUGUCUCCUCGCUAAGAGAGGGAUACCCAGUGAUUAGUUGACCUUAAAAGAAAUAUUGUGCCUUAUUAUCCCCAUUGAAUUACCUUCUGUAUAGUUGUGGUAAUGGACAUCUUCAGAAAUACCUGGAAACUUAGUUUUCAGUGCUUCUGCCAUCUUGACUUUUACCCUUGUUGUAGUGCUGAGAUUACACUUGUGACUUCAGUCAGUGAUUCACUUGGAGCUUGGUGGGGUAUUGCUUAUCCUCUUGAUCUUAUUAGAUCUUUCUGUGGCCUUUGAAAUCAUUGAGCAGGAAGUAUUGGUGACAUGUCUACAAAGCCUGUAGCCAUGUGCCAUCACUUCAGGGAGGCAGGAUCCAGAAAAAAGGCAUUUAACUGGAGAUGCCAGAGACAAGCCUUCACGAUUCUAGCUAUUAUCUCUGAAGCUGUUAAGAGAACUGGGAAUUCUCUUAUAAUACCAUGGUCUGAAUAUUUCAGUGAUAAUCGGUUUGUUUUUCUCACGCCAGCUACUAUGCAAAGCUACGCCAACAAGAGAUUGAGCGAGAGAGGGAGCUGGCUGAGAAAUACAGGGACCGUGCAAAGGAGAGAAGAGAUGGUGUCAACAAGGAUUACGAGGAAACGGAGCUGAUCAGCACAACUGCUAACUACAGGGCAGUGGGACCCACUGCAGAAGCGUGAGUGCAGUCACUGUUUUUGCCUUUCUGCUUUGCAAUACAAUGUAGCUCUGGUGUCAUGGAGUUCUUUUUAUUGCAUUAGGGACAAAUCAGCUGCAGAAAAGAGGCGGCAGUUGAUUCAGGAGUCCAAAUUCUUGGGUGGUGACAUGGAGCACACUCACUUGGUGAAGGGUCUGGAUUUUGCUUUGCUACAGAAGGUAAGCCAGAUGAUACAAUCAAUAGUAAAUCAGCAAUUCUCAUGUUUGAGAACCUCUUCCCCAUGUGUUCAGUGAGAUCUCCAAUAAUGUAUGUUGUUGAUAGCUAAAUUGCUAUUCCCUUUGCCACCAUUCCAUAUUUGAUAUGUAAUAUCUGUUCCUUUAAGAAUUUUUUACUUCUGUUUGAUCAAGAACACUAUGAUAAUCUAUGUAAUAUUAAACUUGUCUGGAAUUUUGGAAUAACUCUGGAUUAUGUUCUCUGCUUUAAGAGCUAAUUAAUUUUCUGCAAUGCUUUUUCUGAAGAACGUCUUUCAUAAAUCUUCAGUGUCUUUUAUUGGCUGCUAGAGAUUUGGUUGUUAAGAGAUUGUUGUUGGUUGUUAAGUUAUGCAGUUGGCCUAUAACUGCAUAAGAUAAACUACUUCAUAUAUGUGGUCACCUGGUACUUCCUCUGUCUGAAUGGCCACUGACUGUAUUUUUCAGAUGCGAAUAAAGUAACAGGUGGGGAAAUUUGACUUUAUUCAGCCUCCACCUUGUUCUGGUAAUUUAUCUCUUCCUGAAGGGAUUAAGGCUAUUAUAAAUAAAUAAACAGUACUGUUGAUUUGUUUUUCAGUUACAAUGUUGUUUAUAAAUUAUUUAUAGUUUAGGGUAGCAUUUUUAAAGUCUUCAUUGAGUUUUCCAACAUACACUGUAUACAGAGCACACAUGGUGUGAUAAAAAUCACACCCACCCAAAAUUAGUAACAAAACCAGGAGUAACAUAACACUGACACAGUCUUAUACAAAUAAUUUCAGGUUCAUAUACUCUGUGUAGAUCAGCAAUUGAUACUGCCACACAGGUAACUCCAGAGCAACAUACAUUCCUUUGCCGACGUGUAAGAUAAAGGGCAUCUAAACCUUAUCCAAUUUGUUGGGUUUUGGGACUCUGCUAGCAUUUUGAAGAAAAUUUCUCUCUGGUCAGGUGCGUGCUGAGAUUUCCAGCAAAGAAAAGGAAGAAGAGGAACUGAUGGAGAAGCCCCAAAAAGAAACCAAGUAAGUGGUAACAAGACAAACUCUGGCUUGUGACUUUCUAGCUCAGGCAUAGGCAAACUCCAGCCCUCCAGAUGUUUGGGCCUACAAUUCCCUUCAUCCCUGACCACUGGUCCUGUUAGCUAGGGAUGAUGGGAAUUGUAGUCUUAAACAUCUGGAGGCCCGGAGUUUGCCUAUGCCUGUUCUAGCUUAACAGAGAAUGUAGUCUAGAGAAGAGGCAUAUUAUAUCUAUUCAUUUUGUUUCUCCUUUAGAAAAGAUGAAGAUCCAGAAAACAAAAUUGAAUUCAAGACUCGUUUGGGUAGGCAUGUUCAUAUAUGUUCUAUGAAGCUUGGUUGCAAUGUUGUGAUUAUCACGGUACCAUGAGCAAGUAACUAAAAUAUUCUAGUGUCACCAAAUCCCCAUCCUUCCUAGGUCGGAACAUCUACCGAAUGCUAUUCAAGAGCAAGGCAUAUGAGCGAAAUGAGCUCUUCCUGCCAGGGAGGAUGGCGUAUGUGGUGGAUCUUGAUGAUGAAUAUGCAGACACAGAUAUCCCUACCACCUUGAUCCGAAGCAAGGCAGAUUGCCCUACCAUGGAGGUAUAAAUUAUGAAUGCUUUCUCUGAAUGAGCAGGUGCGUUUCUUGUUGUGUGUAUGAUGAGGCACACAUUAUCUAUUGGGGUCUGAUACCUUUGACUUUCCUUCUAGGCCCAAACAACACUGACUACAAAUGACAUCGUUAUCAGUAAACUGACCCAGAUUCUUUCCUACUUGAGGCAAGGCACUCGUAACAAAAAGUUGAAGAAGAAAGACAAAGGUGGGCCUUGUAUUUUGGGAUCUGACGGGAUGUACAGAUCUGACGGGAUCUUUUCCCAUAAGCACAAGGGGCGUUGAAGGGAAAGUGUCAUUAAAAUUUGUACAAAUUAAACAAAUGGCAGGGAGACACCAUAGUUUUGCUUAUCAGAAUUCUGAUGCUAGUGUUGUUGUUUUUUACCCAGCAGGGGUGAGUUCCUAGUUCAGGAAACCACUUAAAAUGGAAAAAUUAGGGUGAACUGUACUUAAUCUGCAUCUUCUUGCAUCUUCGAGAGGUGAAGAGGCACAAGCUGAGUGAUCUCAACUGUCAAGCAUGUAGUUUCACAUGCCACAAUGCACAGAUGCCACAUAUAUCUGUAGCAUAAUGUUUUCAUUAUCCCCUCCUAAGACAACAAAGCUGAAACAGAUAACAUGAACACAGAAGUAGGUUUAUUCUGACUUCUUUCUGUUUGUAGGAAAACUAGAUGAAAAGAAACCUCCAGAAGCAGAUAUGAGGUAAGUAAGCUACUUUUGCUGGGUGGAUUAUCCUCCAGGGUUUUAGCAAGACUCCUUUUAAUUGCAUUUGGCAACCUUGACGAGAAGCUCUUACUUGGUUGAAAUGAGAGGUCUUGAAAGCUCCUCCAGCAGACCUUGGGAGGGAUGAUGGGAAUUGUAGUCUUAAAUAUCUGGAGGGCCGGAGUUUGUCUAUUAGAAAGUGGGCUAAUUUUGGCUUAUCACUCUCCCAGAGCGCAGGAAACAGUAAUAUUUUAGCAAGAAGAAGCCACCUUAGGAUCCAUUAGAUUGGUAGCAGGAUUGAUUGAUGGAGUAAUUUGUUCAAGGAGCCUGUAAGAAAUGUUCUACUGUUUUUGAGGCUAGUGUAUAUUUAUGUUUCAUGCCUUUUUAAUUUGUAUCUUUUUGGCAAAAAGUAUUUUUGAGGACAUUGGUGAUUAUGUGCCGUCUGCGGCAAAAGUGCCACGAGAGAAGGAGCGUGAGCGGUACAGGGAACGGGACCGAGAGCGGGAAAGAGAGAGAGAGCGAGACAGGGAACAUGAGAGAGAUCGUGAGCGCGACCGAGAGAGAGAGCGUGAACGUGAGGAGGAGAAGAAGAGGCACAGCUACUUUGAGAAACCCAAAGCUGAUGAUGAGGUGAGCAGACAGUACUUUGGCCAUGAAAACUUUCUAUACUGCCCUUCCUCCAAGGGUCACAGAGCUGGUUACAACAUAAAAACACAAAAAUGCAUAACAUGGUAACAAACAAAAAACAACCACCCACAUUUAAAAGGACAUAGAUGGUUUAAUCAGCUGGAAGAAGAGGAAUGUUUCUGCCUGGCACCCAACCACUACUGGGAUAAAAUGGGUAUAAAAGCCACCUAGAGGUAGGGAUAAUUUGAUACUGGUGAUUUGUUUUAAAUAAGUUGAGACCAUGUGUUAAAUGGUGCAGAUUUUCCAGUCUGGGCUCAGGAUGAAUAUUUUGGCAAGGGAGAGAAGGCAGUGGAGUAUACUGUAUGUAUGGAGAAGAAUUAGCACUUAACAGGCCUGCACCACUUCACCCUGCUCCCAACAAAAGACUGAUGUUCAUCUUGCUUUUUAGUUGCCAUGUUAGAGUAAUGUGCUCUUUCUUUCCUCCUUAGCCUAUUGAUAUCGACAAAGGUAUGCUUCUUUAAUUGGUUUUUCACAAUUUUAUACAUUUCAUACAUUAAAAUAAAAGGUUCUUUUGAACCAAAGGUAUGCUUCUUCUUAACCUUCUUAUGAAACUGUUUCCAGGACCUGGCUCAGCCAAAGAGUUGAUUAAAUCAAUCAAUGAGAAGUUUGCUGGAGCAGGUGGCUGGGAAGGGCCAGAAUCAUAUCCUUUUUAUAUGCAUAUACAAAUGUGUGCUGGCACUGGGUGCAAAUAG